Molecule: messenger RNA, 3633 nt
Organism: Eimeria tenella
Lineage: Eukaryota; Apicomplexa; Conoidasida; Eucoccidiorida; Eimeriidae
Product: PHD-zinc finger (C3HC4 type) protein, putative
Exons: 4
Coding region: 1-3633 (1210 amino acids)
Source: RefSeq, a predicted model, not a curated record
AUGCAGCAGUGCGUAAAACUGCAGCAGCAGCUGCAGGUUGGUUCCUCCAUGGAGGAUACGCAAACUCCAAUAUCCAGCAUCUGCAAUGGAAACAGCAGCAGCAGCAGCAACUGCAACGGAAGCAGCAGCGGCGAUAGCAGCAUCGGCGGCAACGGCAGCAGCAGCACCAGCAGCAGCAAGGGUGCAGGGACCCCACGCACUUUGCGCUGUGCAGAUGCUGCUGCUGCUAUGGGCCUGCUGCCGAAGGGCCUAAACCAGCAGCAGCAGCAGCAGCAGCUAAACGGUUUCUCUCCAAGUGCCAGCACGGGCUCCCAUAUGGCGCCUUCGCCUUUUAUGCAGCGGCCCUCCGAGCAGAAGCCUCAACUGCAGCAGCAGCAGCAGCAGAAGCAGGCUUACGGUAUAUCUUGCGUCUCAGGUUCAAGCGUCUCUGGGGAAAAUGCAGCGCCGGCAAUGCGGCAGCAGCAGCAGCUGCCACAGCAGCAGCAGCAGCAGUGGCCGCUGCAACAACAGCAGCAGGCGCAGCAGCACGGCCAUUCAAGCAGUGCCCUGGAAGCAUCUCGGUAUUUCCAGCAGCAGUCUCUCCAGCAGCAGCCACCUCAGCAGCAGCAGCAGCAACAGCAGCAGCAGCAGCAAACAGCAGUCCAAUCGAGAAACCCUCCUCUUGCACUGCUGGACGCUGUCGCCCGCCACCACCACCAACACAACAACAGCAGCAGCAGCAACAACAACAGGAACUUUUGGGGGGCUGGACUUUGCAGCAGCAGUGACAGCAGCGUCUUGCGGGGCCUUAACUCGGAAGCGCAGCAGCAGCAGCGGCAAGGCAGUCCGCUGCGUGAGAAUGUGUUCCCCCAGCAGCAGAAGCAGCAGUGGCCAUUCGCACACCAGAAACAGGUGGAGCAGCCGCUGCAGCAGCCGCAGCAGCUGCAGCACGGGCUGCAGCAACAGCGUCUGCAGCAGCAGCAACCGCGCGUGUGGCAGCAAACAUUAACGGCUGCGCAAGCUCAGUGGGCGAAGCCUCGGAGGGUGUGGAGCACCUACAGCAUGCAGCUUAACACCAACAGCUGCAGCAACAGCAGCAGCAGCAACAGCAGCAGCAGCAGCAGCAGCAGCGCCAGCAGUGGCAGCUUCACAGGACCUGCGCUGCGCUGCGCGGACCCGUCGACACCCCCUGUUCCCCACCGGCGGCAGCAGCAGCAGCAGCAGCAGCGGUACUGGCAGCAGCAGCAGUGCCACCGGCAACAGCAAUAUUCAGGCUGGCAGCAGCAGCAGCAGCAACAGCGGCUGCAGCAGCAGCAGCGGCUUCCACGGGCAGCGGCGACACCGCAGAGGCUCUCAGCAGACCCUGCAACAUCUACUGUGCAGCAGCAGCAGCAGGGCUUAGGAGAGCUGCAACAGCAACGUCUGCAGCAGCAGCAACACAGCCACCAAGCAGAGCAACUCAAUCCCCUGCAGCAAUGCGGACAGAGGCAGCAGCCACAGCAGCAGCAGCAACCGCCGCCGCAGCAGCCAGAGCAGCAGCAGCAGGACUACUCGUGGCUUCGCGUGGAGUGGGGAGAAGACAUACUCGACUUGCUUGAUGCAGCAAACGCAGAGGACUUUGCGAGCAACAGCAGUGGGGAGCCGGCUGCAGCAGCAGCUGCUGCUGCCCCGAGUGCUGCAGCAUCUGCAGCGCCAGCUGCUGGAAAUGCGGCUGCAAACUCAGCAGGCACUUCCGCGGGAGGUGCUACUGCUGCCCGUAGGCUUAGCGGCAACAGCAGCAGCAGCAGGAAAGUAGCAGGCUGGGGCUCUGCUGCUGCUGCUGUGCUGCGGGUAGACCUACGCGACGAGCUGUGCGUCAUCUGCUCAGAGCUGCUGCUGCAGCAGCAGGAGAUCGCCUCACUUCCCACCUGCUGCCACCUUUUUUGCUUCGCGUGCUUAUACAAAUGGGCGUCAAUCAGCAGCAGGUGCCCGCUGUGCUCUACAGCAUUCACUACCAUUGUUCGCCGGCGGGUCAGUGCAGCAGCAGCAGCAGCUGCUGCUGCUGCAGCUGCUGCCAGCAGCGGCGGCAGCGGCAAAGCUACCAAACAAGAACCCUUUGGGACUGCUGUAAAGAUGGACCCCAGCAAUGCUGCAGUCAAAAGUGAGCAGCAGCAGCCGCAGCAGCAGCAACAGCAGCAGCAGCAGCAGCAGCAGCCGGGCGGCGCCUCGCUGCGUAUUGUCGCCGCUUGCCAGCCCAAGCCGGGAGGCAGCAGCGCCGAAGGCGCAGCUCCAGCAGAAGCAGCAGCAACAGGAGCUGAUCCUGCAGCAGCAGCAGAUGCUGCAGCAGGGGAUGGCUGCUUAAUAGGCCUGCAGCUGGUGGAAGAGGUGCCCCUGCCGCCCCCACAGCCGCGGCGUCGGGGAUCGGGAUCGGGAUCGGGGUCGUUGGGAUCGGUUGGCGGGUGCGAAGUUUGCGGCCGCGACGACGACUGGAGCUGUUUGCUGCUCUGCGAUGAGUGCGACGGCGCCUUUCACAUUUACUGCCUUUCCCCGCCGCUUGCUGCAGUGCCUGAGGGGGACUGGUGCUGCAGCAGGUGCCAGCAGCAAAGAGACGCGCGCCAGCAGCAGCGCCAGCAGCAGCAGCAGCAGCGCAGGCAGCAGCGCAGGCUCAGGCGGCAGCAGCAGACAAACACGAGGCAACGAAGCGCCAGGAGGCCGCGCAGCAGCAGCAGCAGCAGCAGCAGCAGCAGCGCAGCGCAGGCGGGCCCCGCGCCUGGAGCAAGACCCAAGAAAAAGCUCAAAAAGGCUGCAGGUGAACGGGUUGCUGCUGCGGCUACUGGUACCAGCAGCAGCAGCAGCAGCAGCAUUGCACACGUGGAUUUCGAGGUGUUUGCGCACAACAGCAACUCCAGGCCCAGCGCUGCUGCGCGGGGGAGGAGGGUUGCUCGCAGCAGCAGCAACAGCAGCAGCAGCAGCAACAGCAGCAGCAGCAGCAACAGCAGCAGCAGCAACUGCCGCAGAACCCCCGUGCGCGCUGCACGUCGCUUGCGAGUCGUGAGAAGACAACGGAGGCCUUCGGUUAGCGCUACAGAGAGCUGCAGCGACGACUCCUCUGACUUGCGCGACUUCAUUGUGCCCAGUAGCAGCAGCAGCAGCAGCAGCAGCGGCAGUAACACUGGCAGCAGCAGCAGCAGCAGCAGCAGUAGUGACAGCGAUGGCAGCGACAGCAGCGAUGUGACUUCUCCCAGCCGGAGUCUCGCGGCAAGCCGCAGCAGCGGAAGGAGCAGCAAGAGCACUAGCCGCAACAGUCGCAGGAACAGCGGCAGCAGCAGCAGCAGCAACAACAACAACCGGAACAGCAGUACUGAAGCUGGCCUUAGAAUUUUGGGGACGCCCGUAGAGAGAAGACACCAACAGCAGCAGCAGCAGCAGGAACAGGAACGAAAACAAUCUGAGCGAGUCUCACCCGUGCUGGGACCCUCAAGAGGCGCUGCAGCGCCAGCAUCGAAUGUCCAUGUCGCCCAAAGUCCGCUGCAGCAGCAGCAGCAGCAGCAGCGCCAGCUGAGACAGCCCAGCAGCCCGAAACGGGGCAGCCAGAGGCAGCAGCAGCGGCAGCAGCAGCAGCAGCAGCAUCAUCAGCAGCAGCAGCAGCAACAGCAGCAGCGGCAGCAGCAGUAG